This is a messenger RNA of Arabidopsis arenosa, 1902 nucleotides long. NCBI's taxonomy places the organism in Eukaryota, Viridiplantae, Streptophyta, Magnoliopsida, Brassicales, Brassicaceae. The record is from the annotation of a GenBank genome assembly.
AGAAAAGGAUUCAGCUUUUCUCUGAAUUCGUCAUUCUCUUUGAAAAAAUUUGUUCAUUUGAGAGCCAAGAUCCAAGCUUGCUUAACUAAAUUUGAAACCUUUUGAUAGAUUGUUGUCUCUUUCUGGUGCUUCUUGAUGGAUGAAGACGCUGUGAAACCGUUUGGAACGACUGAAAUGAUGAAUAAGGAAGACGGUUCUAGUCCGGGAGGUGAUUCUACAGGGAAGGCAAUGGCUUCAAAGUCUAAAGAGAAAAAGAUCCCUCAUUACCUCAGAGCAUCCACUGGUUCGUGUCAUGAUUUGUGCAAGUAUGGGAAGAGACAGAUACCUGUGGAGAAACCAUGGCGUUCGACUACUAAAAAGAUCUUCAAGAAAUCUCUUGAUGAUGAUUUGAAUGAAACUUUGAAGCCGGGUUCUUCUAAAGUGAAGAAGGUAAUGGAUGUCAAGAAAAAAAUGGUUAGUGAUGAUUCUUCUGAGGUGAUUAAAAGAGAGGUUGUGAAGCAUCAAGUGAGUGGUGUCUCUAGUGGGGUGAAGAAGCCAGAGGUGUUGAUAAUAUCAUCUGGUGAUGAAACUCCUGUGAAGCAGAUGAAGAAGAAGACACCAUUAAGUUCCAAACUUAAACCUUCACCAGAUUUGGGAUCUCGUACAUCACGAAAUGUUGAUGCCCUGAAGCCGAAAGUUUUAACAAAAUCGUAUUCAGCACUAGCAACAUCGAAAUCUAAGGUAAACCAUGAGCAUGUUGCUUCACCAGUUUUGAAACCUAAAAUGGGUAACAGAAGUGAAGGAAAAGACGAAGAUGCAAAGAUAAAGAAGGUUACAGUUUCCUCAAGAGUUGCUUCUAAGAAGGUUCCGGUGAAUCCUAGAGCGUCGCUUUCUCCAAGAUUAUCACUAAGACUAGCUGGAAAUUCAAGUUUGAGAAAGAGUCAGAGCUUAAAGGCUGGCUCUUCCUCUUCUUCUCGACAAAAUCAGAAACCAAAACGUGUGAAUCACACUGAUGAAUCUAAUAAGCAGUUGGAUGAUUAUCCAGUCGAGGAGAAAACAUUGCACGUUGUUGAAAUGGAAACAACUAACAAUGUCGUCUCUGAAAAUGAUCAGAAUCCGCAAGGUUUUGUUGAACCUUUUCUUCCUCCUCUUCCACCGACACACUCAACUCCAAAAGAUGAUGAGUGUACUGUUUCAGAAACAGAGGAGUAUGAGUACACUUCAGGAAGCAACGAAGCCGAGAGCGAAGAAGAAGAGAUUGGAUUGUCCAAUGGAGAGAAAAAAACAAGAGCGGCGAGAAAGGAGGGUGAUUCUGCAGAUGAAGCUGCUCGGAAGUUACGUUUCAGAAGAGGAAAAAUUGUGGAUGCUGAUACUGUGGGUGAGAAGGCAAGGAAGCUCAAGUUUAGACGAGGAAGGGAUCUAGGGGAAGACAAAGCGCAAGAUGCUCAAGUUAGGAGAAGCUUUAAGAAGAGGGAAGAUAUCAGAGAAGAAGAAGUCGAUGAGGAUGGUGAAAAAGUUGUGCUGAGGCAUCAAGAUGUUCAGGAGAAAGAUGCACAGGGACUGUUCAACAAUGUCAUUGAAGAAACAGCGAGUAAACUCGUUGAAGCUCGAAAAAGCAAAGUUAAAGCUUUGGUUGGUGCUUUUGAAACCGUCAUUUCUCUUCAAGAAUCUUAGAACCUUUUGCUAACUCUGGUAUGUGCAUUGGGCAUGCAUGAGCAAAAGCUAACAUUGAAUCUUUGAUUUUCUAGUAGUAGUUUAUUUGGUUUUGGUUUGGUCUGCAGAAACUGGUAAUCUAGAUUGAGCCGGUUUGAAUCGUUUCGGUUUGUUGAACCUGAAGAAGAUUGAUGCUUCAUACAAAGUUAAAGGAUAUGUCUCUGCCAAACAUUAAUAGUGUUGCUUUGUGAAUAAUACUUUGAUGGAUUG